AUGCCCAAGGAAUGGACCAGUCGUAUUGAAGGUCUGGCUGCAGGCAUAUGUGACCCUGCAAAGUUCAUCUCGAUACAUCACCUGCAGGCGCCCGAGUCUAUCGCGAGGAACUUGGCCGCAGUGGCUGCAGUUUUGAUUUUGGGCGACUGGGAGGGUGUCACACUAUAUUAUGGCACUCAUAAAAAUGAGCAAAAACAAACACAUUCCAUGCUUAAAGCUUUGAUAGGAAGUUCCGACUUCGACGUACGUGCCGUGGAUUACGCUACGUUGACGCGCAGCAUCAAGACAACCCCAUUUGAAGCGACCACGAAUUUGGUGAUUAUACUCGAAGCAGACGCCGACAUGUCUAUCGAAUAUGCUCACUGUAUCGUCACCAUAUCCCAGAAGCUAAGAGGCCUGGAUCUCGAUAGCUCCGACGGACAAGGAGGAAUGCGGCUGCUCACAGUCUCCCGCGACUCGUUCGAUGAUCGGUUACGAAAGCUCCUGUCCAUCGGCGAUAAACAGUACCAACGGGUACCACGAGAAGGGCAAAUAUAUCGAUUCGACUUUCCAGAGCAGUGUAUUAUCGAGGAGGGACCCCUGCAAGGUCUACCUAGGCACUUGGAGGUACGCAAACCUACUGCCAAUGCUGGCGAUAACCUGCGAUCGAUCACCCCGCGGCUCAUCGAGGUCCAACCCGAAAGCAACGAUAUUUGGCUUGAGGCUGCCGCGCAAAUUUCCAGUUCGAACAAGAAGAUGCACCUCAUAGUGUGCUUUGAGCCAUGGCCAGACAUGGCCAGAGCUGUAGAUGCCGUUGGCAAAAUGACUACUUUCGGGUGCUUUGAACCAGGGCCAAUCUUUCAAGGUGCGGGGUCUAGUACCUAUGAAACCUUGGCAGCUCGUUUUUCAGACUGGCUACAUAUCGUAGCCGACAUGCAGAACACUUCGGGCAGCGACGCGCUACAGGGAGAGAAUGAUGAAGAAAAGCACGUUUUCCUGGCACUGGUUCGGGACGGGAUGGUGCCAUCCUUCGAAGUGGUAUAUGCAGGCUGCGAGCAAUCAGGGAAUCAAUCAUGGAAUUUGAUCCUAAUCCUAGGCAACCAGACCACAAAUUCUCAUUAUGAAGAAUCGAUCCGCGAUGUACAUUCCGUCCAACUCCAGGGCGGUAUCAUUGAAUGGUGGGAUCAACUCAGCUGGCUCACAGCUGUCCCAGGCGACGCUGUUGUGAUCGACCGAUAUGGCUGGGCAUUGGAAGCCGCCAAAGCAUGGAGGGAGAGAGGUACCGGCUACUACAUCGACCGAAACGACAAAGGUUUGCAGUAUCGGCGAGUGGGUUCAUCUGAAAUAGAGGGAAGUCGUCUGGCUGAUUUCCUUGUGUUGCUGGCAACCGAGCGCAAAGAGAGAGCAAUCCCCAGCCAUGAAGUCCAAGCCAUUAUAUCCUCACUGGUAGCUCAGCGACGGCCUUGGCGCCGGGUCAUGGCUCAGCUGGUAUACCAGCGGGUUCUGGCUGCGAAUGAGCCAGAAACUCUGAGCGAUGUGAGCACCGAGAAUCCCGGACGUCUUGAUAUGAUGGGUCUACCGCGAAUUGAUAUGGAUGGCCCAGGUAGAUUGUUGUCAAAAGUUAGGCUGCUACGCAAUGCCAACUAUGACUACAGGCUCGCAGUCCUACUCAGUGCGCAGCCAACAGAUCCCAAUGCAGAGCUUUGCAAGACUCUUCUCGGUGCUUCCAUCUUGAGUGGCAUCGAUAGGUUAUUGGUUGAUGAGUUUGGCGAACUGGAUCAAUUGGCAAGGGGAGGCCCAUUGACCGAGUACGAUGUUGAGGGCCUCGCUAAAUCGGCGACUGGGAUCCUAUCUGAGAUCGCAAGCUUCGGGACAUGGUGGCUCAAGAUCGGCCUUUGGCACAGAGUCACCUGGUCAUCAGGUCAAAUGACGAGUCUCCUCUUCAGUGAUCUCCCGCGGCCUGAAAGGUACGGGGAGGAUCUGCCCAACGGCAAGCGGUGCGAAGGGUUGUUUCCCGUGAGCUACGACAUGAUGACCAUGGUGAACGCGCUGGAUAGUGUCCAGGCCUGGUUACAAUUUGGCGAGCAACCAGCCCCAGACAAGUGGCCACUUGCAACCCCGGGCAUACCAAAACCGUCCUUGAACCUGUUCUAUAGGCAGCUCACAAGCGCAUUCAUCCUUGAUUUGGUAGAAUGUCGUUUCUUCAAGGAGGACGGGAUGGAUUACAUCCACGUGAUAAAGGUGCAUGGUGGUCUUGUGAUGGAACCCAAGUGGGGAUACAUCUCGUCCAUGAUAGCCAAUAUACUGAGAGCAAAACGUACCAACUUCAUAUUCGGAAUAGUCCCAACGACACCAACUCAAGUUAUUCUCGAUGGAGGCAAAGAGGUUCAUUCGUUUGAUGAAUGGAUUUGGAUUCCGACUCGAUGUGUCAAUGACUGGAAUCAACGUCAUCAUCCAAACGAUUAA
Clonostachys byssicola is the source of this 2445-nucleotide messenger RNA. The record is from the annotation of a GenBank genome assembly. Lineage: Eukaryota; Fungi; Ascomycota; Sordariomycetes; Hypocreales; Bionectriaceae.